UAUGCUCUGUUCCUUUGUUUUGUCUUCUAUUAACUUCCUCUGUUUUCAGGUUCAUUCUUUGUUUUCCUUUCACACGAAAAUUUCCUCUUUUGAAGAAAAAAAAAUGGGUGGAAAUUCUCCAUGUGCUUCAUGCAAGCUUCUGAGACGCAGAUGCACAAAAGAUUGCACCUUUGCUCCUUAUUUUCCUUCUCAUGAACCACAAAAGUUUGCCUUAGUUCACAAGGUUUUUGGUGCUAGUAACGUUAGCAAAAUGUUGCAGGAGCUACCUGUUCAGCAAAGAGCAGAUGCAGUGAGCAGUCUAGUGUAUGAAGCAAAUGCAAGAGUGAGGGACCCAGUUUAUGGUUGUGUUGGUGCAAUUUCUUAUUUGCAAAAUCAAGUUUCUGAGCUUCAAAUGCAACUUGCAGUUGCUCAAGCAGAGAUACUCUGCAUUCAAAUGCAACAACAUGAACAAGUCAUUAAUCCAACUCAAGAAAUCAACACAGAUCAGAAAUCUUAUUUUCUUCAACAAGAUGAUCUCACUCAGUACCUUAGUUAUGAUUCUUCUAGUAAUGUAAUUCAUGAUUCUCUUAAGAGAGAUAAUAAUAUCUAUGGACAUAACAUGAUUUCUUGAAUGAAAUUUCAUCAUGUAUUUUUGAGUUCUUAGACCAUGGCCCUCACUUUUUUUUUUUAAUUUAAUUUUUGGUCUUUGUUAA
Messenger RNA from Cicer arietinum (chickpea), 692 nucleotides. RefSeq names its product LOB domain-containing protein 12-like. The record is from RefSeq and is a predicted model, not a curated record. NCBI's taxonomy places the organism in Eukaryota, Viridiplantae, Streptophyta, Magnoliopsida, Fabales, Fabaceae.